This is a messenger RNA of Anopheles coustani, 1041 nucleotides long. RefSeq names its product cAMP-dependent protein kinase catalytic subunit alpha-like. Bases 1 to 1041 code for a protein of 346 amino acids. Gene Ontology annotation, cellular component: cAMP-dependent protein kinase complex; nucleus. Gene Ontology annotation, molecular function: ATP binding; cAMP-dependent protein kinase activity. Gene Ontology annotation, biological process: peptidyl-serine phosphorylation. The record is from RefSeq and is a predicted model, not a curated record. NCBI's taxonomy places the organism in Eukaryota, Metazoa, Arthropoda, Insecta, Diptera, Culicidae. The transcript is spliced from 3 exons.
AUGUUCGCCACCGGUAGUGAUUAUCGACAGGUUUUGGUCCGCCUGAAGGCUGAAUUUGAACGACGAUACAACGAUCCGAAGUUAGCUUCCAUGACAAGCCCUACUGAAUACGAAUUAAUCCGCACGCUUGGCUCUGGAGCGUUCGGAAUCGUGAAACUGAUCAAACGGAAAUCGAGUGAUGAUUUUUUCGCGAUGAAAAUACUUGUCAAAGCAAAGAUAGUCAGAUACAAGCAACUUCAGCAUACGUACAACGAGAAAAGGAUCCUCCAAAGCAUACGUUUCCCAUUCGUCGUUUCAUUGAAAACGUCUUUCAAAGAUAAUUCCUACAUUUACUUGGUGAUGCCGUUUGUGAAUGGCGGUGAAAUGUUCACGCUGCUACGGCGACACAGGAAAUUCGCCGAAGCACAAGCCAUUUUUUAUGCCGCCCAAGUGGCUAUGGCGCUCGAGUAUCUCCACUCUUGCAGCCUGGUGUAUCGUGAUUUGAAACCGGAAAACCUUCUCAUCGACUACCGUGGCUACGUGAAGGUGACGGACUUUGGUUUUUGUAAGUUUAUAAAAGAUCGUGCCUGGACACUAUGCGGCACGCCCGAAUAUCUCGCACCAGAAAUUAUACAGGCAAAGGGAUACGGGAAAAGUGUCGAUUGGUGGUCGUACGGUGUGUUGCUGUUCGAAAUGGCUGCAGGAUACUCCCCAUUCUACGUCCACAGCGCCGACCAGAUGGCCAUGUUCGAGCGUAUAUGCAAGGCCAAGUACAAGAUACCGAAGAAUUUUUCUUCCGAACUCGGUCAUCUCGUGCAACAACUGCUACAAACCGAUCUCACAAGACGCUACGGUAAUCUGCGGAACGGCUCCGAGGAUAUAAAGCAGCACGGUUGGUUCAAAUCGGUCAAUUGGAUUGCCAUGCUGAAUCGAGAACUCCCUGCGCCAUAUGUUCCGCAGCUGCAAGGACCGGGUGAUGCCUCGUUGUUCGAUGUGCACGACGAGCAGAAUCUUAAGGUGGCAUCGAAAUGUGAGUACGCCAAGGAGUUUGCUGAUUUCUAG